Molecule: messenger RNA, 1992 nt
Organism: Tigriopus californicus
Lineage: Eukaryota; Metazoa; Arthropoda; Copepoda; Harpacticoida; Harpacticidae
Product: ATP-sensitive inward rectifier potassium channel 12-like
Exons: 2
Coding region: 151-1854 (567 amino acids)
Biological process (GO): regulation of monoatomic ion transmembrane transport; potassium ion import across plasma membrane
Cellular component (GO): plasma membrane
Molecular function (GO): inward rectifier potassium channel activity
Source: RefSeq, a predicted model, not a curated record
ACAAUCGUCAUUGCACUUCCCGUGUUGACCAUCAUCCAUCCAUGCAAAAUUCGUUCGUAAAAUGCCUUAACAAAAAGUAGUCCAAUACAUGCUUAAGGCGAUUUGCGUGCUGUUCGCGCUCAACAUGAGAGAGAAGUUGGGCCCAGGAAGAUGAGCAGUGGAGAUGUGAGGCUCUUGGGUGCUACCCCACUUAUUAGUAGCAGUAGCUCCUGUUGUGCGAGUUGCGGCAGUAGUAUCACUAGCGGCAUUUCCACAAGCACUGACAUCAACUUUAUGAAGUCCAACUCUCCGGCAAGCCUAAUCCAGACGUCAAACAGAGGAUUCAAGCGUCCCUCACUCCGAAUGGAACUGAUGAGCUGUCGACAUCACUACUUCAACAUGGAAUUUAACCCUCAUCAGGUGGGCAUCAACCCGGAGCUGAUCCUUCCCGGAGAGAGCUCCAGCUCCGAUGAUGAUCUCAGCAGUGAUGAUCAGGCGGAGAAAGCCAAACGAAUCUGCUACAUUACCGUGCAAAACAAGCAAGGCCAAUUGGAACCCAUUCAAUUGGAAGUGGACGACAACCAAUUCACGACCAACAUACCUUUGCUAAACUACUUGAAAGAGCAAGAGGUGGACCGAAUCUCAUCGGGUACGGCAGACCAAGUGGAGCAGUCCACCAGGAAGUCAAUGAGUUCCCUUUUCCGCAAGAACUUUGACCAUUGUCCCAACGGCUCCUUGGAAGGAAUUGACUUGGAAGCAUCCCUGAUGAAUAUUCGGAAACGAACGGAUUCCAUCAUGACCAACGAUAUGGUCAGUAAACUGAAAGAAGAUCGCAAAAGAAUCGUAGCCAAAGGAGGACAGUGCAACGUAGUGCUGAAAAAGGUGUCAAAGAAAAGGCGAAAGUUCAUAUUGGAUAUCUUCACGACUGCAGUGGACAUGCCUUGGCGAUGGACUUUGAUGCUCUUUGCUACCAGCUUUUUCGUGAGCUGGUUCAUUUUUGGCGGCAUAUAUUGGGCCAUUGCCUGGUUUCAUGGCGAUUUGGAGCCCGACAAUUUGCCUAAUGGGCUGAACCAAAGGUCAGGCAAUUUUACCCCGUGCGUCUGGGCUAUCAACAACUUUUCUUCGUGCUUCUUGUUCAGUGUGGAGACUCAACAUACCAUUGGUUACGGGUCUCGGCAGACCACGGAAGAAUGCCCCAGUGCCAUCAUUGUCAUGUGCAUGCAAAGCGUGAUUGGCGUGAUCAUCAGCGCGUGUAUGGCCGGUAUCGUAUUCGCCAAAUUGGCCAGGCCCAAAGGGCGUUCCCACACGGUAAUGUUAUCCAAGAAUGCUGUCAUAUCGCAGAGAGAUGGGGAUCUCUAUCUUUUCUUUCGAGUGGGAAACAUGCGGAAGUCGCAUCUAAUCGAGGCUCAUGUGAGGGCACAACUGAUCCACUAUCGCAAGAUCACUCAAGAAGGCGUCCAUGUGCAAUUUGAGCACACUGAACUCAAGAUAAGCUCACAAAUGGGCUCAGAAGAGGAUAGGGCUCUGCUCCAUUGGCCCAUUACAUUCAGCCACAAGAUCGAUGAAGACAGUCCUCUUUACUCUUUUGGUCCCAAGGACUUACUUUCGGCUCGCUUUGAAAUGAUCGUUUCAUUGGAAGGAAUCGUAGAACCCACGGGAAAUUCGGUCCAAGCGCGCUCGUCAUACUUGCCGAAUGAGAUAUUAUGGGGCUAUCGUUAUGAGAAUAUGGUCAGCUACUCAAGACGUCGAGGCACUUACUUGGUCGAUUGUUCCAAUCUCAAUGCGGUGGUUGAAGAUAAAACCCCCAAGUUGUCCAAAAAACAAAUGGAUGCCUUGAAAUUGGCUCGAGACAAAAGAAGUACCCAAAGCCCUUGAACACACCUGGCCGUGAUAUUCAUUUUCUUCAUGAUCAGAUCAGUGAGCGUGAUUUCUUAAUAAUGCCAAAAUUGUGAUUUCCUCAUUUGCUAUAUAUUGUUCAUUACCAGUAAAUUGACUCUUACUGUUUUAGGGACA